This is a messenger RNA of Colletotrichum scovillei, 3128 nucleotides long. Its product is annotated as acetoacetate-CoA ligase. Gene Ontology annotation, molecular function: acetoacetate-CoA ligase activity. The record is from RefSeq and is a predicted model, not a curated record. The transcript has 3 exons. The coding region runs from base 637 to 2694 and encodes 685 amino acids. Gene Ontology annotation, cellular component: cytosol. Lineage: Eukaryota; Fungi; Ascomycota; Sordariomycetes; Glomerellales; Glomerellaceae. Gene Ontology annotation, biological process: lipid metabolic process.
CAGCGUCAAACGGCACGACUACUGUCCAUGGUCCACGGGUACCUUAGCUAAGGCAGAGCACAGUUCACCACGGUCCUCGUUCUCAGCAGAGCGUCCAUGAACUGCGAUGUUUGAGAUGUCGAGGUUCGUCAAAGGUUCUCCGAAGACAAGAACAGGCGAGCAACGAGCCAUGACCGAGCUCCAAUGCGAAACGGAAGCACAGUCAGCUGGCCACACACAGUAUCUGAGAAAAGAAGAGUUGAUGUGGAGAUUGGACCAAGCAGACUAAGCUGACGAUGAGCUGCUUGCCCUCGCUCGCCGAUGUGCGGUGCAGCAGAUUCCACCCCCACCCCCGGACUCCGGUCCAGCAGAUUGUUCUGGUGCUGCGUCCUCAACCCUUUUUCGGAAUCUUCCUGCGGAACUGCAUCCUCGGAUUGCGACGGCCCAACUCUUCUCCCUCCACUCCGGCCGGAAUCUCUCGACUCUCACUUUGGCGCGCUGCUGCACACAAUUUUCGAAAACAUUUUCUUCCCCCUUUUUAACGUGACCACCAUCGUCGCCGUGAUACCCAACGUCUAGGUCCUAUUUUGAGAGCACCGAUUGCCUCUUCCGUCUCUCAUCAUCUCAAUUCCCUCCAAUUCAUCCAAUCCGCCCAGCAUGACCAUCACCAGUGUCACGCGCAACGAGCUCUGGCGGCACCCGGACCCCACCUCGACUCCCAUGUGGGCGUUUCUUCUCCGGGUGAAUCAAAAGUAUGGACUCGAACUGGCAGACUACCCCGGUCUCUACAAGUGGUCCGUCGAAAACGUGGCAGAGUUCUGGGAGGAGGUCUGGCAUUCUGUGGGCAUCACCGCCUCUAAGCCGUUCGACAAGGUCCUGCCGCUCAAUGCGCCCAUGUACCCGCGUCCAGACUUCUUCUCAGGAGCCCGUCUCAACUUUGCCGAGAACCUGCUCUUCCCCGCCAACGUCGCUGUCGACCCCACAUCCGUCGCAGCCAUCACCACCACCGAACUCGGCCCCUCCGUCUCCACAACAUGGGCCGAGCUCCGAGACGCCGUCCGCCGAUGCGCCGCCGGCCUCCGGGCUCACGGCGUUAAGCCCAAUGAUAUUGUUGCCGGCUUCGUAUCCAACCACGUCCAGGCCAUCAUUGCCGCUCUCGCUGCUGCCUCUGUUGGCGCCAUCUGGACAGGCAUUAGCCCCGACAACGGUGUCAGCGCAGUGUUGGACCGUCUUGCGCAGAUCGGGCCCAAGGUCCUCUUCGCCGACAACGGCACCGUGUACAACGGCAAGGAGUGGAGCAGUACCGACAAGACGGAGGAGAUUGUCAAGGCCCUGAUGCCUGAGGGCCUCGAGCUCGUGAUUGUCAUCAACAAUGUGGCAUGCGACCUUGCCAUUGACGGCCUGAGAGCAACGGGCGUUGCAGUUGAUGAGUACGAGUCGUUCCUCCAAAGCUCUCCCGAUGAGCCUCUCAAGUUUGAGCAGCUCCCCCCUUCACAUCCUCUCUACAUCCUCUACUCCAGCGGCACCACCGGCCUGCCAAAGGCCAUCGUCCACACCGCCCUCGGCACCCUCAUCCAGCACAAGAAGGAACACGCCCUCCACGGCUCCCUCACCGCAAAGUCCCGCAUGCUCUACUACACCACAACCUCGUGGAUGAUGUGGCACUGGUCCGUCUCCGCCCUCGCCGUCGGCGCCACUCUCGUCCUCUACUCGGGCUCCCCCUUCAAACCCCACGGCCACCUCUCCCUCCCCCGCCUCCUCUCCGACCUCCGCGUCACCCACUUCGGCACCUCGGCCGCCUAUCUCACCGCUCUCGAGGCCAACGCAGUCUACCCCGUAAACGAGCCCGGCAUCGACCUCUCCGCCCUCGAGGCAAUCUACUCCACCGCCAGCCCCCUUCCGCCCUCCACCUUCUCCUUCGUCUACAAGGCCUUCCCCGCCAAGGUCAACCUCGCCUCCAUCACGGGCGGCACAGACAUCAUCUCCCUCUUCGGCGCCCCCUGCCCCCUCCUCCCCGUCCGCGUCGGCGAGAUCCAGUGCGCGGGCCUCGGCAUGGCCAUCCGCGCCGUCGACUCCCUCUCGGGCGACCCCCUCCCGGACCCAACCCACCCAGGCGACCUCAUCUGCAUCCGCCCCUUCCCCUGCCAGCCCCUCACCUUCUUCGGCACCGGCGGCGACAGCAAAUACAAGGCCGCUUACUUCGAGCGCUUCGCCGACGUCUGCGGCGCGCAGGGCGCGGUAUGGCACCACGGCGACUUCAUCAAGAUCCCCAACCCGGCCACGGGCUCGCUCGUCAUGCUCGGCCGCUCCGACGGCGUCCUCAAGCCCGCGGGCGUGCGAUUCGGGUCGGCGGAGAUCUACAACAUCCUCACGCGCUUCUUCGCCGCCGAGGUGGAGGAUGCCGUCUGCGUCGGGCGCCGGCGCGCCACGGACGCCGACGAGACGGUGUGCCUUUUCGUCGUCCCCGUCGCGGGCCGCGCGUUCGAUGACGAGCUGAGGGGCAAGAUUAAGAGCGUUAUCCGGCGGGAGCUGAGUCCCAGGCAUGUUCCCGGUGUCAUUGAGGAGGCUGGCGGCGGGAUCCCCAAGACGGGGAACGGAAAGAAGAUUGAGGUGGCCGUCAAGCAGAUCCUUUCUGGUAUGGACGUCAAGACCAACGCCAGCGUCGCCAAUCCCGAGGCUUUGGAGUGGUUCCGCGCGUGGGCCGAGACGCACUAGAGUCUUGCGUCCAUGUGUUUGACUCAUCCGCUCAAUUUCUCGCGUGCUACCCGUUCCCCCGGCGGUAUAUCUUGUUUGGAGGUGUUUAGAAGUGGGAACUAUAUUAAUCAGGUACAAGGUCGUCAUGGGAUGGAUUUAGACUUCACGGGGGAAAAAGAAGAUUGCAAUGUUUUGGCAUAUGCCUCGAUUCAGGGACCUGAAGCUAAGCUAGAAAACUUACAUCAGUGGCAUUGAAAUGGACAGACACACUUUGGAAUAACCAGUGCUCCCUCUAUACCUGUACCAUCGUCACCCAGAUCAACCACGAUCAUGACCAGAUAUACACUUGGAGAGAAAAGAAGAAAGAAAAGAGAAAGAAAGAACAUGUUGCCGAGCCCUCGGAUCUCAAGCCGGAUCGGCUCCGCCCGCAUCGGAGCAAAACGCCGAAAACUUCC